CGUGUGACCGCCGACAGCCGAGUAAUCAGGAAGUACAACUUUUAUUUACAAAAUGUUGCUGGUGAUUGCACGUUAGAUAUAAGACUGCAGAUGACUUUUCUGGUAAACAAAUCUAGGUGUAAAUAAUGAAGACUGUUUACGGACAGGUGACCCACAGUUACAGAGACAGCAUGAAGGGAACAGAGCUGUUUAUUCUGAUGGUCAUUCUAACAGGAACAAUCACACACAUCAGAGCAGGCAGUGAUGAGUGCAAGGCAAGGUCCUUUGGUCAGAGCUCAGUAGUGUGUGAGUGUAAUGCUACAUACUGCGACUCGGUUGGUCGUGUCAACUUGCCUGCUGUGGGCCACUUCCUGUCGUUCCUGAGCAGCAGGGCGGGUAGAAGACUUCAGAGAGAACAGGGUCAAGUGCAGAAGAACAGCACUGGAGCAGCUCUCAGGAUCACCCUGGUCCCCAUAGAAAAGUACCAGCAUGUUAAGGGCUUUGGAGGAGCCAUGACAGAUGCGGCUGCCAUGAACAUUCUCUCUCUGACGACUAGAGCCCAGGACCAGCUGCUCAGACAGUAUUUUUCCCCAGAGGGUAUAGAGUACACCUUGGUCCGAGUACCAAUGGCCAGUUGUGAUUUUUCAACUCGUCUGUAUACAUAUGCCGACUUGCCCGAAGACUACAGCUUACUUAACUUUAGCCUGGCCGAAGAAGACACACACAUGAAGAUUCCUUUGCUGCAGCGGGCACAAGCCCUGUCUGCUUGGCCGCUGUCACUGUUUGCUUCUGCCUGGAGCUCCCCAGCGUGGUUGAAGACUAACGGUGCGCUCAUAGGGAAGGGCUCACUUAAAGGAAAGCCUGGGGGCAAAGAGUAUAAAACCUGGGCUCAAUACUAUAUCAGGUUUCUGGGAGAGUAUGAGAAGCACAAUCUCUCAUUCUGGGGGUUGACCACAGGAAACGAACCCACUGCAGGUGAAAUGACCAAUUACAGCUUCCAGGCUUUGGGUUUCACUCCUGAGCUCCAACGUGAUUGGAUUGCUAUGGACCUCGGUCCUGCACUUCAUUCAUCCCCAUAUGCCAAAACCCGCCUUAUGAUCCUGGAUGACAACAGAUUGCUGCUUCCUCACUGGGCCAAUGUGGUUCUGCGUGAUAUUCACGCUGCACGAUACGUCCAUGGCAUCGGCGUUCACUGGUACUUUGAUCGCCUCUUUCCUGCCAAAAUCACCCUGACGGCCACACAUGACCUCUACCCAGAGUACUUCAUUUUGGGCACAGAGGCAUGUCCUGGUUGGAGCAAACUGGACCGUGGUGUGCGGUUGGGCAGCUGGGAACGAGCUGAAGAUUACGCACAUGACAUUAUAGAGGACCUGAAUAACUAUGUAACCGGAUGGACAGACUGGAACUUAGCACUAGAUAUGAGUGGUGGACCAAACUGGGUCAAGAAUUUUGUGGACAGUCCUAUUAUCGUGGACCAGAGUAAAGACGUCUUCUACAAGCAGCCUACUUUCUACAGCAUGGCACACUUCAGUAAGUUCCUGUGGGAGGGGUCUCAGAGAAUAGGUGUGUCAGUUUCUGAACACACCGAACUGGAAAUUUCUGCCUUCAUCAGACCUGAUGGUUCAGCAGUGCUGAUCGUGUUAAACAGGUCUGAUGCUGAGGUGCAGUUUGAAGUCUGGGACCAGAGCCUGGGCUUUCUGUCUGCAAGUGCUCCUCCUCACUCCAUCCUCACACUAGUGUGGGCUACAUCCUAAUUAAAAUCAAUUAAAAAACGGCUUCAAUUACAAUUUACUUACGUCCCUAGACACACUCAUGCAAAUGUAAUCAGUCAGGAAUCCGGUCCACUAUCGACUAAGCGACAUGAAGCUGUGCUAAGAAAUUUUUAAACAAAUUUUCACAGGGAAAUCAAAGCAUGAUGUUGUGACUGUUUGGACAGUUGGCAGCGAUUGAUUGAUUCAGCCUGCUUUGAUUCUGAAGAAAAUGAGUCUGGAGUUUUAAGGUACUGAUAGACAGUUAUUUUUUUCAUUCUAAGUGUUAUGUUCAAGUGUGAGCUGUGGAAUCUUUAAUAUGCAUCAUUUGCCAUUAACACUUGAGAAGCUGCCUUUACAGUGACUUGAAACUUCAACAUGUGCUUGACCUGCUUUUAAUGUGAUAAUUUGGUAGACAGUUUGAAGCAAUGUGUACAUAAUUGGAUGGAAACAGUUUCCAUGAGGUUCUGACAAUAAAGGCUGCUAUGAGCUUAAGAAAA
Messenger RNA from Tachysurus vachellii, 2227 nucleotides. It is a transcript of the gene gba1, whose product is annotated as glucosylceramidase beta 1. Gene Ontology annotation, molecular function: glucosylceramidase activity. The record is from RefSeq and is a predicted model, not a curated record. The transcript is spliced from 11 exons. NCBI's taxonomy places the organism in Eukaryota, Metazoa, Chordata, Actinopteri, Siluriformes, Bagridae. Bases 126 to 1733 code for a protein of 535 amino acids. Gene Ontology annotation, biological process: glucosylceramide catabolic process.